CAUAAAUUUCUCUGACACAUCAGCCAAUCAAAAAAAUUCCCACACGGCCACACACCACAGAAAAUCAUAAGAUCCCAGAUUUGUCCAAAAUACUUUGAUUUCUUCAAACCCUAGAUUUAAGCGAAAAAACCCUAGAACUCAUUCGCCUUAUAACCAUUUCGGUUUCAGAGCUGUGCGUGGUUUGAUCCGUGAGUGCUUUUGUUUUAUACAUUGGCCAUAUAUUCCACUAAUUUGGGUUGAAAUCCAUUCUGGGUUUUAAUUGCUGAAAGUUGCAUUUGUUUUGGCAAGAUAAGAUAGAAUCCGAGUUGGGUUUUGGGUUUAAGACUUGGUAGCAGUGUCUUCCUUUUCUUUAUUUUUCGGUUGAUAGGAAAAGGUUUCGUUUUUUUGCCGCAAGAGUGUUCCUUGCCCAUCAUAUUGGAUUGGUUCAUUGGAAACUGAGGGGUGCCUCUAACUUUGGGGCCAAUUGGUGAGCUGGGUUUUCAUUUCGAGGUGAAUUUAGAAGGAUUAAGUAUACAGUUUGGUGUUGAUGAGAGGAGGGGGGUAGAGGAGAUGAGAUGAGAGAGAGAGCUGAGGAGGGAUUGGGGAGACAACAGUGACAACAAUGUCAUCGGGUAUUCGUAAUUCAGGAAGCAAUGGAUCGUUGCAACAGUUUCAUCUGUUGGCGAUGUUGGCGAUUCAGACCGCGCCUCCCCUAUCUGCCCGUAAGGCUUUUUCUAAGAUGUCCAAAGACAAGGAGAGUUUGUUCCAUUGGAUCUGUAAAUGCACCGGCUGCAAUAAGGUUGGAAUGCUGCUCUUGUGUCUUGUCUCUGCUGCAGUUUUUGGAUGGGUUUUGUAUGUUGGCAAAGGUGAAGAUUCUCAAGAACGCUACCGUAUCGAAAGCAUUAGACUUGACAAUACCUUGAGCUUUCCUGGAUCAUCGCCCACAUAUAUGGAGCAUAAUAAUGAUAAUGGCAUCAUUUCAUCUACACAGAAUUAUGUGGAAAGUAAUCAAAGUAGAUUGCAACCUCCUGCAUUUUUUACAGGAUACACUCUUCCUUCAGGGAAUCCAUGUGAAACUUUCACAUUGCCUCCUCCUCCAGCAGAUAAAAAAAGGACUGGACUUCGUCCAUGUCGAGUAUGUUAUCUACCGGUUGAAGAAGCAAUUGCGCGAAUGCCAAAUUCCCCAUCAUUUUCUCCCGUACUCAAACAGUUAACCUAUAUUCAUGAGGAAAAUCUAAGUAGAAGUGAGUUUGGAGGGUCAGAAUUUGGUGGAUAUCCAUCUCUGUUGCAAAGGAAUGAUUCUUAUGAUAUACGAGAGUCAAUGAAUGUGCAUUGCGGAUUUGUCAGAGGAAUUAAGCCUGGACGUCAAACAGGAUUUGAUAUUGAUGGUUCUGACCUCCUUGAAAUGGAGCAGUGUCGUGGGAUUGUUGUUGCCUCUGCAAUUUUUGGAGCCUAUGAUUUGGUACGACAACCAAAAAGUAUUAGUGAAGCUGCCAAGGAGAAUGUUUGCUUCUUUAUGUUUGUGGAUGAAGAAACGGAACUAUUUCUGAGACAUUCUAGUCGGCUGGAUAACAACAAGAAGCUUGGAUUGUGGAGAACUGUUGUUGUGUAUAACCUUCCUUAUACUGAUCCUAGACGCAAUGGGAAGAUUCCGAAGCUUCUACUGCAUAGGCUUUUUCCCAAUGUCCGCUUUUCUCUCUGGAUUGAUGGAAAACUUCGGCUAGUUGUGGAUCCAUAUCAAAUCCUUGAAAGGUUCUUGUGGAGAAAAAAUGCCAGUUUUGCAAUAUCCAGGCACUAUACACGCUUUGAUGUGUUUCUGGAAGCACGGGCUAAUAAGGUUGCUGGGAAGUAUGAUAGUGCCUCUAUUGACUUCCAGACUGAAUUUUACAAGAUGGAGGGUCUAACCCCAUACUCUAAGGCCAAGCUUCCCAUUACAAGUGAUGUUCCUGAAGGAUGUGUGAUAAUAAGAGAGCAUAGUCCUAUCUCCAACCUCUUUACUUGUCUUUGGUUCAACGAAGUUGACCGUUUUACUUCCAGAGACCAGAUUAGUUUUGCUAUUGUAAGGGACAAGAUUGCGUCAAAGACAAAUUGGACUAUCAAUAUGUUCUGGGAUUGCGAGAGACGGAACUUUGUAGUUAUGGGGCAUCAUAGAAAUGUUCACUGGGCUCCUCCUCCUCCUGGUUCUUCAGCUAUCGUUCAUCCCCCACCACCUUUUGUUGAUCAAACACCAAAUAAAACGACACCUGAGAUUUCUACCCGUUCCAAAAACCUUCUUAAAAAAUAAGCAGUUUAUUUCACAUUUUCAAACUCAAAAAUAAUAUAAAUGAAAAAUAAUUUUUUAAUUUUUUUUGCAUCGUAUAAAAGAUCUCAUCGAGAUCUUUCAAACUAGAUCCAUAUUGCAUAUUUUUAAAUUUCAAUAAAUCCAUAAUUUUUAAGCUUGAAAUUGCCUUAUUAAAAAAUAAGGACUUAUUUUUUGUUCUGAAACGGAGCCUAAGUCGUCCAAUUAAGUAAAUCCUGGCAAUGCGGGGUAAAGAAAAGAAAUCCAGUUCCAAGCGUCACCGCAAGGUUGCUGCGGGCAGUAGGGAAAUCAGUUCCAGAUAAGAUUUUUGUUUUAAGCAAAUUUACAGUUAUUUUCCUUCCCUAUUUAAAAUCAUACUAUGGGGCUGGGAAUAUAGGCAGGAUGAGAGCUUUGUAGUUGUGUUUCUACACAACAUAUCUCUUCUUUUUGCAAUUUUUUGUUUUUUUGGUUUAUUAAAAGCUACCCAUUAUUUGGUGUAUAUAUACAGUUGAGUCCCCAAUAAUUAUCACAUGGGCUGCUUCCAUUUCCUCAUUUGAGGGAGCCCAUUUUCGUUUUUUACAGGAGUUUAUUGUAUUGGACCUUGAUUAUUAAUGAAAAUAUUGGUUUUACUUUGUCCUUGAUAAA
Messenger RNA from Rhododendron vialii, 2902 nucleotides. Its product is annotated as probable hexosyltransferase MUCI70. Bases 602 to 2263 code for a protein of 553 amino acids. Lineage: Eukaryota; Viridiplantae; Streptophyta; Magnoliopsida; Ericales; Ericaceae. The record is from RefSeq and is a predicted model, not a curated record. The transcript has 11 exons.